Messenger RNA from Penicillium mononematosum, 840 nucleotides. RefSeq names its product RibD family protein. Gene Ontology annotation, molecular function: 5-amino-6-(5-phosphoribosylamino)uracil reductase activity. The transcript has a single exon. Gene Ontology annotation, biological process: riboflavin biosynthetic process. NCBI's taxonomy places the organism in Eukaryota, Fungi, Ascomycota, Eurotiomycetes, Eurotiales, Aspergillaceae. The record is from RefSeq and is a predicted model, not a curated record. Bases 1 to 840 code for a protein of 279 amino acids.
AUGAACACAGCACCCAGAGAUGCACUGGAAUUUCCAGAGUCAGAUCGGGCCUUCUUAGAGCCCCACUUGCCACCCCAGGAUGGCUCGGCACCUCAGUUGGAUCUGCCCUUCACAACACUCACAUUCGCAACCUCGCUCGACUCUUCUCUGGCCUUAUCCCCUGGUGCACGUACAGUUCUUUCUGGCCCCCAGUCCAAGGCAAUGACCCACUAUCUGCGAUCUCGCCAUGACGGAAUUAUCAUCGGCGUUGGUACGGCAGUGGCAGACGAUCCCGGUCUGAACUGUCGAAUCAGCGGAGUCGGGGGUUAUGGUCGGCCGGGCUUGGAUGGCCAGCCUAGACCAGUUGUCAUUGAUCCAACAGCUCGAUGGGAAUUUUCAGACCAUAGCAAGCUGUUCCAACUUUGCAGAGAGGGCCGUGGCCGUGCCCCAUGGAUCAUCACUGCAGUUGAGAAACCAAACGCCGAGAAGCAAGCAUUGCUGGAAAGGUACGGCGGAAGAUUUAUUCAAGUUAAAAUGGUCAGGACGCAUACCGGCCGACACCAGAUUGACUGGCCGGAGUUGCUCGUCACCCUGAAAUCCAAUGGUCUCCGGAGCGUCAUGGUCGAGGGUGGUGGCCACGUCAUCAAAUCCCUUUUGAGCCCACAGUACAUGUCCUUGCUGGACAGUGUCAUUGUUACUAUUGCUCCAACGUGGCUGGGUGAAGGUGGUGUGGUCGUCUCCCCGGAUAGGCGCUUUGACGAUGAUGGAAAUGCGAUUUCCGCUGCGAGAUUGAAGAAUGUCAAAUGGUACCCAUUUGGGGAGGACGUUGUCCUUUGUGGACAGAUAAAACUUUCCGGCUGA